GGGCGUAGCCUUGGCGGACACGGGCUGGAGGACUGGAAAAGCUGGAGCUGGAUUUAACCUGGAGUAGCUGCGCGGGCGCCGGCCACCCAGCGCUGGGACUCCCGGCAGAGGAAGUGCAGGUGGCCCCAGGGACGCGGCCGCCAGGCACGCUGUCCCCCGGAAAGAACUGACCAUGUCAGGGUGAAGGGGACCUGCGUGGGGCUGCUCUCCACAGACCCUUUGGGAGCCGUGAGACUCAGCGUCCGCGUGGAGAGAUCUUCCCUGGAUCAUGCUAUGGUGAAAAAUGUUCCGGAAAGGCAAAAAGCGACACAGUAGUAGCAGUUCCCAAAGUAGUGAGAUCAGCACGAAGAGCAAGUCUGUCGAUUCCAGCCUUGGGGGUCUCUCGCGGUCCAGCACUGUGGCCAGCCUCGACACAGACUCUACCAAGAGCUCAGGACAAAGCAACAAUAAUUCAGAUACCUGUGCAGAAUUUCGAAUAAAGUAUGUUGGUGCCAUUGAGAAGCUGAAACUCUCUGAGGGAAAAAGUCUAGAAGGACCACUAGAUCUGAUAAAUUAUAUAGAUGUUGCCCAGCAAGACGGAAAGUUGCCUUUUGUUCCACUGGAGGAAGAAUACAUCAUGGGAGUUUCCAAGUAUGGCAUAAAAGUAUCAACGUUGGAUCAAUAUACGGAAACAGUGACCACGGGAGCCAAGUGGGAAUGCAAGCGGGGCUGCAGCGAAGAGGAGCCCCAAGACCUGAUGCUCAGAGCAGCAGCCCAGGCCCCAAAGAGGUGGACGGCUGCAGGGCUGAGCUCCUGCCUGGAAUCUGCCCCACAGACUGCGCAGAAGCAAACCCAGCCCCACAGCAGGAAUUGAAAAGGCCUAAAAAUGAGGCCCACCAAUCUGCCAGUGUCACUGCUAAUUUCCACCAUCUCAAGGUCAGGUGGCGAAUUUUUCAGGCUUUGUGGGUUAUGAAGUCGACUCUUCCACUGUGGCAGGACAGCAGCCACAGAUGCUGCAUGAAUAAAUGUCUACGGGCACUGAAGUCUGAACUUCACAUGAGUCUAGCAUGCCAUGCCAUAGUCUCCUCGUGGUUUUUUCAACCUGUAAGUCCAAGAGCCAUGGGGAGCUCGUGGACCACAGAGAAACAGGUGGCGGGUGUGCCUGGUCUCUAGGGCAGUCUGCACUAGGGGAAUGAAUGCACACCUAGGGGCAUCCCCUGGUGGUCACUGUGGGGAGGAGUGGCUGCUCCCUUCAGCACUCAGUCACCCACGGGCUCCAGUGGGAACCGACUCCGCCCUGACAAGCAGACCCUGCUCCUCAGGGCCCGGACAGAGCACCCUCCAGCGUCACCAGCAUGUCCUCCCUCCACCUGCCUCCCGCCGGCUUGGCCUCUGCAGGGACCUGGAGCAGCUGGACCUGCGCCGCAGCCUCACAUGUGCUGGCCCGUACCCCUGUGUUUGGGGCUCCCUGCUGGGGCCCGGCCUGAACUGUUUCUGGUCCAGAACUUUGAAGGGCGAUUUGGCCUCCUCAAGAACAGUGGCUUGGAGCACCCUCAGCAGAGGAGAGGAGGUGAGGAGGCAGACACGGUCCCUGACCCCGGAGAGGCC
This is a messenger RNA of Heterocephalus glaber (naked mole-rat), 1587 nucleotides long. It is a transcript of the gene Itgb1bp1, whose product is annotated as integrin subunit beta 1 binding protein 1. Gene Ontology annotation, molecular function: integrin binding. NCBI's taxonomy places the organism in Eukaryota, Metazoa, Chordata, Mammalia, Rodentia, Bathyergidae. Gene Ontology annotation, biological process: negative regulation of substrate adhesion-dependent cell spreading; negative regulation of focal adhesion assembly. Gene Ontology annotation, cellular component: cytoskeleton; cell periphery; lamellipodium. The record is from RefSeq and is a predicted model, not a curated record.